AUGGCACUCAUGAGGACCCAGAUAGACCUACUCACGAAACAUAUUGUCGCAAGUUCUGAAAAUGUAAAUGUUGUAGGACCUCCAAAUAGGUAUAAAGAUCAGGACAUCGAUCUAGAUGAGGAGGUGAAACACUUGGGCAACCAAAGAGGUUUCCAGAAUUAUAACUCAGGACACCAAGGUUACAAUUCCGGAAAUGCAGGUAAUAGAGACCGGGUGAGCCGUAGUUCCAGUAGGUCUAAGUUGGAAGACAUGUUGGCCAAGGUGCUUCAAAAAGAUGAGUCAACUGAUGCAGGAGUGAAGGAGAUGAAAGGUGAUCUCUCCAGUACUGAGAAUGAACAGGUUAUGGAGAAAACUGGAAGAGAGGAGACCGAAGCUGAACAUGUAUAUGACUCGCAGGAUGCUCAGCCAAUAGCGAAACAAACAGGAGCAACAGAGAAAGGAGUUGAGGGAAUUAUGCCUUUACAACAGAUUUCAAGACCACCUCCUCCUUUCCCUCAAAGUCAUAAAAAGAAAGCCGAAGAUGGGAAAUUUGUGAAGUUUAUCACCAUGCUAAGAAAACUGUCAGUGAACAUACCAUUGGUGGAUGCCCUAGAGCAUAUGCCAAGAUAUGCCAAGUUCAUGAAGGACUUGGUCACGAAAAAAAGAGUUCUAAGUAUUGAUUUUACUGACAAUGUUCAUCACUGCAGUGCUAUUGCUACCAGGUCUCUAGUAAAGAGGGUGGAGGAUCCGGGUGCAUUCACUAUACCGUGCACAAUCGGAUUAAUCGAAUUCGCAAAGGCCUUGUGUGACUUAGGGGCCAAUAUAAACUUGAUUCCAUUGGCCAUCUACAAGCAACUGGGGUUAGGAGUUCCAAAACCCACAGCAAUGAGGUUGAUGAUGGCAGAUAGGUCGGCGAAGCGACCCAUGGGAAUCUUAUGUGAUGUGCUCAUAAAGGUGGACACUUUUAUCUUUCAAGCAGACUUUGUGAUCUUGGAUUGUGAAGUGGAUUUUGAGGUUCCCAUAAUCUUGGGAAGACCAUUUAUAGCCACAGGAUGA
Messenger RNA from Solanum verrucosum, 1035 nucleotides. RefSeq lists its product as uncharacterized. The record is from RefSeq and is a predicted model, not a curated record. Bases 1 to 1035 code for a protein of 344 amino acids. The transcript has 3 exons. NCBI's taxonomy places the organism in Eukaryota, Viridiplantae, Streptophyta, Magnoliopsida, Solanales, Solanaceae.